AUGAUGACUGCCGAUUUUCAGUUGCGUUUGCCGGUGAAAUCGCGACUGUUGGCUAGAUUUCACUGGCGAGAGAUGGUGGCAGUAGUAGAAGGUGUACAACAAAUUCUUUUGGAUACAGAUAUGGAUACUGAUGAUUUUUUUGCGCUUUUAUACAUUUUGAAGCUUAAUAGAUCAGAAAUGGACUUAAAGGCAAUAACUAUCAACACAAAUGGAUGGACUGAUGCAGGGCAUGCUGUAAAUCAAGUGUAUGACAUUCUUUACAUGAUGGGGCGUAACGAUGUUGCUGUUGGUGUGGGAGGUGAAGGUGGAAUACGUUCCAACGGUACAAUUAUGCCGGAUGUUGGAGGAUAUCUCCCUAUUAUUGAUCAGGAAGAUGGAACCGCUGGAUAUUGUAGAUAUAGACAAGCUGUACCUAUUGGUCGCGGAGGACGCUUGGACAUCGACUCAAAUUAUGGAUUCCGAAAGAGUUUCCUUCCACAGGUUGAAACUUCUUGA
This is a messenger RNA of Capsicum annuum, 495 nucleotides long. RefSeq lists its product as uncharacterized. The transcript is spliced from 5 exons. Bases 1 to 495 code for a protein of 164 amino acids. Gene Ontology annotation, molecular function: hydrolase activity, hydrolyzing N-glycosyl compounds. Lineage: Eukaryota; Viridiplantae; Streptophyta; Magnoliopsida; Solanales; Solanaceae. The record is from RefSeq and is a predicted model, not a curated record.